Acanthamoeba castellanii str. Neff is the source of this 1380-nucleotide messenger RNA. RefSeq lists its product as uncharacterized. The record is from RefSeq and is a predicted model, not a curated record. Lineage: Eukaryota; Discosea; Longamoebia; Acanthamoebidae. The coding region runs from base 1 to 1380 and encodes 459 amino acids. The transcript is spliced from 2 exons.
AUGCAAGCGCACCUCCCCUUCCUCACCGCCGCACUGCUGGUGCUGCUGGUCACCACCGUCACCUGCGCCGCCCCACGCACGGCCUGGCAGACUGGGUUCUCCUCUGGCAUAUCUCCCGUGGCGGCCGAGGCCUCGGCCCCGCCCGCACUCUUGGUCAACCCCGGAGUCACAUCGCCGGUGGUGGCCGUGGUUCUCCAGGACUCGGCGCUGGACGGCGCGUGGUACCUGACCGGGCGCCGGCUGGCGGACGGCACCGAGGCGUGGCGCGUGAGCGGGCCGGCGGUGAAGGCGCGUGACCACAGCGUGGUGGUCCCCGCACUGAUCGACGCCAAGGCCAUGAGCGGAGGAAUUAAGGUGGCCGCUGACUACUACGCCAACCACUCCGCCACCACGGAGGUCUUCAAGGGCUUCGCUAUCUUUAACUCCCAGACCGGAUUUGCUCAGGGCGUGCUGAGCUUGAGCCCGUACACGUCUCGCACGGUGUCGCUCAAGUCGGGCGAACACCUCUACGCCGUCGCAGUCGACCCGACCACCCUCCGCUCCGGCUCGCCCCAGCUCGCGCUCACCCGCUACACGCAGCCCGACUUCACCCGGCCCCGGGCACGCUUCAGCUGGGGCUCGGCCGCUGGCGUGGCCACCAACGCCGCCAACCAGCCGCCGCUCGAGCCCUGGGCGCCCGACCUGCUCGUGGGCCGCACCACACUGGUCCAGAAGCUGGUCGACGCCAGCGGCCGCGCCUGGGUGCGCCGCGUGGACCCGCUCGACCUGACCGACGUGUGGCGCGUGCCGCUGCAGUCCAUCGCCGACGACGUGUGGGUGUCCGAGGCCGAGGACCUGGUCGUGGUGACGCACGCCAUCACACGCUUGCCGCAUGGCCUCAACAUGCAGGCGCUGUCGAUGACCGACGGUCGCGGCGUGUGGGCCUGGCGCACGAUGACCGACUUGGCGCCCACAACCUGGAACAUGACGGCCUCCGUCACCGCCCCGGGAGACGGCGGCGGCCACCGUCAGUUCUGCGGGGUGCAGAGGUACUGGAUCAACUUCAGUACAUACUUCGAAUGGCUGGCGUGCGUGGACCCGGCCAAGGGGCUCGACAGCAACGCGACGACGGUGGUGAUGCUGACCCAGUUCGACCAGUCGCUGCGCACGGUGCGCGGCGCGACGGCCGACGCGAUCCUGGUGGACGACUGGAUCGGCCGGCGGGUCUGCGCGAUGAGCCCUUUCGGCGCCAGCCCGACCGACUGCGUGUGGGCGGUGCCCGUCAACCAGGUGGAGAGCGACAUCGAGUACCUGGCGGUCAGCCCCGACGACAGCUUCAUCGUCGCCGUGCGCCAGGCCUCGCUGGCCCGCUGGGACCUCACCACAGCUGCCCUCCAGUGA